Messenger RNA from Mercenaria mercenaria, 1116 nucleotides. Its product is annotated as glutamine amidotransferase-like class 1 domain-containing protein 3, mitochondrial. The coding region runs from base 51 to 848 and encodes 265 amino acids. The record is from RefSeq and is a predicted model, not a curated record. NCBI's taxonomy places the organism in Eukaryota, Metazoa, Mollusca, Bivalvia, Venerida, Veneridae. The transcript has 7 exons. Gene Ontology annotation, cellular component: mitochondrion.
AUGUAAACAAACACCCGGCCUAGGACAAUUAUUUACGGAGAUUAUAAAUCAUGUUUUCUGUCAUUCGUUCAAGUUUGAUAGGAGUAGGAAAGCAGCCUACACCUUUAUCAUAUUUAGCUUCUAACAUUCAUACAACUGUCAUCAAGCAGAACCCGCCAUCUAAGGGUAGCAACAAUCCUAAAGUUGCAGUGGUGUUGUCUGGCUGUGGGGUCUAUGAUGGCAGUGAAGUUCAUGAAUCUUCAGCUGUACUGGUCCACUUGAGUCGAGCAGGAGCAGAUAUUUCAAUGUUUGCACCAGAUGUGGAACAAAUGCAUGCUAUUGAUCAUACUAAAGGGGAACCAAUGGAAAACAACAGGAAUGUAUUAGUGGAGUCUGCAAGAAUAGCUAGAGGCAACAUCAGUGCAUUGUCCAACUUGACAUCUAGUAAUUUUGAUGCUGUUGUCUUUCCAGGAGGAUUUGGUGCUGCCAAAAAUCUGUCUACAUUCGCUGUGGAUGGCCCAAAUAUGAAAGUGAACGAUGAUGUUGAAAGGGUUAUCAGAGAUUUUCAUACAAAUAAAAAGCCAAUAGGCCUGUGUUGUAUUGCCCCAGUAUUAGCAGCACAUCUGCUUCCGGGAUGUGAAGUUACUGUUGGAAACAACGAAGAAGAUGGUGGCCGGUGGCCGUAUGCUGGAACUGCUGGUGCCAUACAGACAAUGGGGUCAUUUCAUGUCAUCAAAGAUGUCUCUGAAGCCCACACAGACAAAAAGAAUAAAAUUGUCACCACACCUGCGUUUAUGUGCGAGACGAAGUUUCAUGAAAUAUUUGACGGCAUUGGGAAAAUGAUUGAUGGUGUUAUUAAACUGUUGUAACAAUUAAAUGACAUGGUUGUGAGUGUGCAGUCUUAAUUGACUCUAAUAAUUUACUACAAACCUCAUACACUGGAGGACAUAGUGGAAUUGAUAUUAUGCCAAGAGUUUGAUAUUCCAGUAUUAAGUUUUGAAUCCUGCUUUUGUGUGUUACGACUUCAGUGUAUAUUAUAGAUGGAUAGAAAUUUUAUGUAACCUUUGAAUGUAAGUUCUGUGUAAUACUUUGAAUGCUUUCUGUGAAGGCUGUGAUCUGAAAUAAACAAGAACAUUA